AAUUGAAAUUGUUCCAUCAUGAAAAAAUUCUCUAUCUUCCUCCUCAUCGCUGUAAGUUGCAUGACAGGCUUGAGCCAUGCAGCCACAUUCGACAUCACAAACAAAUGCACCUACACGGUGUGGGCUGCGGCCGUGCCCACCGGCGGCGGCAAACAACUAAACCCCGGCGAAAGCUGGGGAAUUAACGUGGCGGCAGGCACGGCCGGAGCACGCAUCUGGGCUCGAACGAACUGCAAUUUCGACGGGUCAGGGCGUGGACAUUGCCAAACGGGGGAUUGUGGCGGCGCUCUCCAAUGCACAGCAUAUGGCACACCACCAAACACGCUCGCGGAGUUCGCUUUAAACCAAUAUAACAACCUCGACUUCUACGACAUUUCGCUUGUGGACGGUUUCAAUGUUCCGAUGGAGUUCAGUCCAACUUCGAAUGGGUGCACCCGCGCGAUUAGUUGCACUGCUGACAUCAACGGUCAGUGCCCAAGCGUGCUCAAGGCGGAUGGCGGUUGUAACAACCCCUGCACGGUUUUCAAGACUGAUGAAUAUUGUUGCAAUUCUGGUAGUUGUGGACCCACCGAUUAUUCCAAGUUCUUCAAGGACAGGUGUCGAGAUGCUUAUAGUUAUCCUAAGGACGAUGCAUCCAGCACGUUUACAUGCCCCGGUGGAACCAACUACAGGGUUGUGUUUUGCCCUUGA
Molecule: messenger RNA, 690 nt
Organism: Abrus precatorius (Indian licorice)
Lineage: Eukaryota; Viridiplantae; Streptophyta; Magnoliopsida; Fabales; Fabaceae
Product: protein P21-like
Exons: 1
Coding region: 19-690 (223 amino acids)
Biological process (GO): defense response
Cellular component (GO): extracellular region
Source: RefSeq, a predicted model, not a curated record